This is a messenger RNA of Tupaia belangeri chinensis (Chinese tree shrew), 2058 nucleotides long. It is a transcript of the gene RTL5, whose product is annotated as retrotransposon Gag like 5. The transcript is spliced from 2 exons. The annotation marks the transcript as partial. The record is from RefSeq and is a predicted model, not a curated record. NCBI's taxonomy places the organism in Eukaryota, Metazoa, Chordata, Mammalia, Scandentia, Tupaiidae.
CUGGCCGAGGUUAAUUCCUUGCGGGGCAGUGUCUCGAGCUACAUCCGCUGGCCAGUGCCCGUAGUGCCCGUCCUUGCGGAGGAGAACUUUGAGUUCCCGCUCAGUGAGAUCGACGCCGUUCCCGAGGGAGAGCUGCCCUUCCUGCUGCCCGCCCCGCCCCCGCCGGCGCUGUCCCCGCCCGCGUCCAAGGAGUCCCCCCUGCAGCUCCCCCUGCUAACGCCAGAGGAGCGGCCUGAGCUAGAGCCCUUUUCAGGCGACCCAGUCUACCUGGCCGAAUUCCUGAUGCGGCUAGAGACCUUCAUAGCGGACCACGAGGAUCAUUUCCCCGGGGGUGCUGAACGGGUGGCCUUUCUGGUCUCCUUUUUCACUGGCGAAGCCAAGGACUGGGCCGUCUCGGUCACCCAGGAAGGAAGCCCCCUACACACCAACUUCCCGCGCUUCCUGGAUGAAAUCCGAAAGGAAUUCUGUGGUCCCAUCCCCCCACGUGUGGCUAAAAGGGCCAUCCGCAAGCUCAGGCAGGGAGACUGUACCCUGGGCAGCUAUGCAGAUGCUUUUCAGUUCCUGGCCCAAUUCUUGUCUUGGGAUGACUGCCGCCUCCAAAACCAGUUCCUCAAAGGCCUGUCAGAAUUCUUCCGCAAGGAACUCUUAUGGUCAACUGAAACGGCUGACCUGGACGAGCUGAUUCUCGAGUGUGCAGGGAUAGAAAGAAAGGUGCGGGGCCCCAAGCCAGUCCGGCUCCCUGGGGUAGGCAACAUCUUCUCUUUUGCUCCUAACUCUGUUGCUGAUGAAAGUGAAGAGGAAGAGUACUACAGUGAGGAUGAAGAUGAAGAGGCAGGCAGGCGCAGGCUUUGCCUGAAAGACCAGCAGAGGUGCAUGGGGGCUCAUCGGCGAGAAGUGAGGGAGAAGGAGGACCAGGAGAUGAGGAAGAAGGAGGAAGAAAUAAAGAAGAAGGAGGAGAAGGAGAUGAAACAGGAAGGGGAGGAGGAGGAGGAGAUGAAGAAGGAGGAGGCUGAACAUGAGAAGAAGGAUGAGGAAGAUAAAGGUGAGGAUGGGGGCCAGGAACCAGAGCUGGGGCCAGAGCAGGGGCCAGAGCUGGAGGAGACCUAUGGUGAUAUGGAGGAGACCCUGGAUGACGCUCAAGAUAAUGACCUAGAAGCGCUCAUAGAGAUGGAGGAGCCCAUUGCUCACACUUCAUCCCAUACUUCUGGCUCCACGAGUGGCAACCAUGCUGAAAAUUUCCUUGGGGCAUCUCCUCCCAUAAUUCAGCCUGGCAGACGGAGGAACCAGAAUCGAGUCCCUCUUCUGGAGGGCCUUCCAGGUACCAAUUCGCCGUUCUACAGCUCCCCACCACUGAUUCGCCGCGCAGGUCGCUUGGGGCAACGCCAUAUUCGAAGACGCCCCCCAGUGCUAUUCCGCCUCACUCCGAGACAGGGGGGGCACCGAGCUGCUCGUGGCCGAAUUCGCGUGUUAUUUCUUCAGGAGAGUUCCAGAAGGGGAAUGGCUAUGCCUCGGAGCUGUGGAACCUAUUUGUUGAUGGCUGACAUGCUGGCCCUGCUCCCCACAUCUCUGUGGAGCAGUGUGAAGGAUCUUUGCACCCCCACUUCCAGGGAUCCCUCAGCAUAGGCCCUGCCUGUUCCCAUGGUGCUUCUCACUCUGAAUCCUUGCAGCCUCAACUGGGGAAAGAGCGGAUGAACAGUGAGCUGGUUUCUGGCCCUCAGGGGGGAGGGGGGUUUGGACUUCCCUUUGACCUCCUUCUUCCUUUCCCAAAUUUUUAAUAUUUGUUGUGAUGUAACAGCCACAAGAGCUGUUAAGAGGAACCGUGGGCUUUGGGCACUUUCUUGGGUUGAAAGAGGGGCAGGGGAUGGUGGGAAAUGCAUGCAAGGGUAUGAAGGCAGCCCCAAGAACUCCCACGGUCUUGGGGGGAAACCAGUUUGAAAUAAACGUGUUAUUGUGUUAUUGUUGCAUUAUUGUAUCAUGAUGAUAAGAAACUGCUCUGUAUGCUAAAGCUUUCUCUCCUCAAUAAAAAUAUAAAGGGUGUGUAAAGAUCGUGUCUGUCUG